CCGGGUUAUGUCAGUGUUAGCUAGCGCAAUGACAUUGUACCAAGAAGAGAAGAAGUCAGACAGCCGAGUGGCUUACAGUUUGUUAUUUUACAUGCUUUGAAAGCUUUGAUUAGCACUGACAUUUUCCGUCAACAUGUCAUCCACCUCCACAGGUUUUACGGAGGAGCGGCAGCGCAGAAGAGCACAGACGCCAGUGGGCAUGGAGUACAUCCCCACAGAAGAAGAGAAGAGGGUGUUUAGAGAGUGCAACCAGGAGAGCUUUUGGUACAGGUCGGUGCCCUUCUCUGUGGUCAGCAUGGCCAUUACACAAGCCCUAAUUGCCAAAGGGACACUGUCUGCAUCUCCAAGGUUUGGAUCUCUACCCAAAGUCGCCUUUGCUGGCUUCUGUGGCUACCUGGCUGGGAAAAUGUCAUACAUGAAGACAUGCCAGGAGAAGUUCAAGAGGUUGGAGAACUCUCCUCUGGGAGAGGCCCUCAGACAGAGGACAGGAUUGCCUCCACAAUAUUCCAAGGGUCCUCAGUCAGAGAUGAGUGACCCAGACAUCCAGUCAUUUGACACCAUGUUCCGGCCAGCAGAAGCCCCAGUCCAGAAAAGCUACACUUCAGAGUCACCUGUACAAAUGGGGAGAGUAGAUGACUUCAGCGCUCCAGUCCAGUCAUAUGUGGAAGAAGAGGAGCCCACGAGGAAAUCCAUCCUCUACGAGGACCUGAGGCUCAAGAACAGAGAGAACUACGAGGUCACGCUCACUCAGAAGGCUGAGACACUACUCAAAUCAUCACCUGAGAAGGAACCAAAAAGACCUAAGAACGAGGUGAAGAACAUCUAUGGAGACACCUGGGAUGAAUGAGUCCUUAUUUGAAAUUAAGAUGUAAUCUGUAUGCUUGCAUCACUGACACUGCAAUACAGUAAGCAGCUCAGUGGCCAUUUUGCUCCAGUGUGACUUAGCCUAAGGUGUCAUGAAGUUGUUUCUGAAUGUCUUUGCAAGUGAGUCUAUUAAACCAAACUGCAUGAGGA
Siniperca chuatsi (mandarin fish) is the source of this 1014-nucleotide messenger RNA. Its product is annotated as OCIA domain-containing protein 1. Gene Ontology annotation, cellular component: endosome. Lineage: Eukaryota; Metazoa; Chordata; Actinopteri; Centrarchiformes; Sinipercidae. The record is from RefSeq and is a predicted model, not a curated record. The transcript is spliced from 8 exons. The coding region runs from base 134 to 847 and encodes 237 amino acids.